GAGAGAGAGUCAUACAUAUGAACACGGCAGUCUCAUAAAGAAUCAGUGAUCAGUGCAGACGGCUAAAUACAAGAGUGUGCGUGGUUGUGGUGCUGAGAGGAGACUAGUUACGGCUGACACGUCCGCACUGAUAUACUUGUGUGUAGAUAGCGCGAGAAAGUGGCCCAGAGAGAGGGGAGAGAGGGGGGAAGAGAAGUAGUGUCUCAGUAUUUCCUCUUCUAUAAAAUGCACCUUGCGUGGCAGUGGUGGGCGGCGGUGUGGCUGGUGGUAGUGGUGGCAGCCCUGACGGUUAGUGGCAGCGAGAAGUGUGAGGACGUCACCAUUUGGGCAGAGACAACCAAGUUUCGGAAGGUCCCUGUUACUUUACACAGACACUGGAUGACCUAUUACUCGACGAACCAGUACCUGACAGAGUUCGUCGUCUCCACCAAGUCCAUCCCUUACUUCGUGACGCAGACCCAAGUGAUGCCGAGUUACGUGACGAAGCUGGCCACUCUGCCCCAGCACGUGACUCAUAGCGUGUACACCACCUACGUCCACACCGACACGUACUCGAAGAAGGCUUACUACACGAUGACGGUGGAGGUGACGCAGACCCUCACGGAGACUGUAUGCCCGGUGAAGGAGCCUGACGACUUCAUACACUGAGAGGGAUGGAGAUAGAUAGAUAGAUAGAUAAAGAGAUAGGUAGAUAGAUAGAUAGAUAGAUAGGCAGAUACAUAGAUAGAUAAAUAGAAAGAUAAAUAGCUAAUUAGAUAAACAGGAGGUAGAUGGAUAGG
Messenger RNA from Portunus trituberculatus (swimming crab), 779 nucleotides. RefSeq lists its product as uncharacterized. The transcript is spliced from 4 exons. The record is from RefSeq and is a predicted model, not a curated record. The coding region runs from base 226 to 648 and encodes 140 amino acids. Lineage: Eukaryota; Metazoa; Arthropoda; Malacostraca; Decapoda; Portunidae.